AUGUCUGAUCUUCUGUCCGUGUUGCUCGUGGGCGGCUCCGGUUUCCUCGGAUUGCAUUUGGUGCAGCAGUUCUAUACGCACUGUCCAAACACCGAGAUCCAUAUCUUCGAUAUUCGUCCGAUUCCAGACACCAUCUCCAAAUACUUCACCUUCGACAAAAAGAAGGUGAUCUUCCACAAGGGAGACUUGACCAGCGAGACCGAUGUCAAGAGGGCGAUCGACCAGUCCAAGUGUGACGUGGUCGUGCACUCAGCGUCUCCGAUUCAUGGUAUGAGCCAGGAUAUUUACCACAAGGUGAAUGUGGUAGGAACGCAGGUAUUGAUCAAGGUCGCCAAGGCCCUGGCCGUCAAGGCGUUGGUGUACACGUCGUCUGCUGGUGUCGUGUUCAACGGAGAGGAUGUGUUCAAUGGGGACGAGCUGUGGCCUUAUCCUGAGGUGCAUAUGGAUGGGUACAACGAGACUAAGGCUACCGCGGAGCAGGCCGUUAUGCGGGCCAACUGCGCGGACCUUCUUACCGUGUGCUUGCGUCCUGCUGGAAUUUUCGGCCCGGGCGAUCGCCAGUUGGUUCCCGGGUUGCGGACGGCGGCACGGUUGGGCCAGUCCAAGUUCCAGUUGGGAGACAACAACAACUUGUUCGACUGGACGUACGCAGGCAACGUGGCCGACGCACACGUCUUGGCAGCACAGAAAAUCUUACAGGCUGAGUAUGAUCCCAAGCUCGGCGGCGAGACGUUCUUUGUCACCAACGACUGUCCCGUGUACUUCUGGACGUUGGCCAGAACCGUUUGGAAGGCAGACGGACACAUCGACAAGUACAACAUUGUUUUGAGUCGCCCUGUUGCGCUUGUGGCGGGCUAUCUUUCUGAGUACGUGUCCAAGAUCUUGAAGAAGGAGCCAGGUUUGACCCCUUUCAGAGUAAAAAUCACCUGCGCCACGCGUUACCACGACAUCACCAAGGCCAAGGAGAUCUUGGGCUACACCCCAGCCGUGAGUCUUGAAGACGGUAUCAAGCACACGCUCGACUGGAUCUACGAGACGCACGAGAAGUAA
Messenger RNA from Australozyma saopauloensis, 1050 nucleotides. RefSeq names its product sterol-4-alpha-carboxylate 3-dehydrogenase (decarboxylating) (gene ERG26). The transcript has a single exon. Bases 1 to 1050 code for a protein of 349 amino acids. Lineage: Eukaryota; Fungi; Ascomycota; Pichiomycetes; Serinales; Metschnikowiaceae. Gene Ontology annotation, biological process: steroid biosynthetic process. The record is from RefSeq and is a predicted model, not a curated record. Gene Ontology annotation, molecular function: 3-beta-hydroxy-Delta5-steroid dehydrogenase (NAD+) activity.